GUGGAAGUUCCGUUCACGCCGAGUGCGAAGAGCGUGCUCGUGGAGGCCGUGGAGGAGGCGCGAAAGCUGUCCUCGAACGCCAUCUGCACCGCGCAUAUCCUGCUGGCCCUGGUCCAGGAAAAGGACGGCAACACCGCCAAGGUGCUUGAAAAGCUGAACGUAGACCCGAAGAAGAUCCCAGAG
Messenger RNA from Prorocentrum cordatum, 183 nucleotides. The record is from the annotation of a GenBank genome assembly. NCBI's taxonomy places the organism in Eukaryota, Dinophyceae, Prorocentrales, Prorocentraceae.